CAUGGGGCUGUGUUUGUCCCUCUGUGUUCCAGCUCGCCGGGUCUGGAAGAACUACCUGCCUGCCAUCAACGGGAUUGUCUUCCUGGUGGACUGUGCAGAUCACUCGCGGCUUAUGGAAUCCAAAGUUGAGCUUAAUGCCCUAAUGACAGACGAGACAAUAUCCAAUGUGCCAAUCCUUAUCCUGGGUAACAAAAUCGACAGACCCGAGGCCAUCAGCGAGGAGAAACUGCGGGAGAUCUUUGGGCUCUAUGGACAGACCACGGGAAAGGGAAACGUGCCCCUGAAGGACCUGAACGCGCGCCCCAUGGAGGUGUUCAUGUGCAGUGUGCUCAAGAGGCAAGGCUACGGCGAGGGCUUCCGCUGGCUAUCGCAGUACAUUGACUGACACGAGAGUUCCGCUCCUCUGGACUGAUCCUGUUCACAGCUUGCUAUGGACUUUUCUAUUAGACACGGAAGGCUUUCCAACCGCAUUGACCAAGAGACUCCUGGUUUUCCGGCUGCCCUUAUGGCACAGUGGUGACACCGCUCUUUUCCACGCGGUGGGGAGGCAGCGCCGUUCCGCAGGAGUUGUCCCUGGCAGCGGGGCUGCUCCGGUCUGGGAAGUCAAAACUCUGCACGCUGCUCUGUAACAGCUGAAAAAGAGAGCACGUCUCACCACUGUGGUUUAAUUGACUUCAAAAAAAAAAAAAAGAAAAAAACGAAAAGGAAAAAGCAAUUAUAUUUUUUAAAGAAAGUGUUAAUGUAAACGGCGUCCCUCCUAACUUUUUAGUUUAACGUUCAUCUUGUUUAGUCCAGAGUCUGGUUUAGGGUUUUUUAAAAAUAUAUUUAACGAUAUUUAGGUAUUUCACGAAUUACUGAACCAAGGUAUCACGGUAUUAGAAGUCCUCAAUAAACAUAGCAUUUGGGCUUAACUGAGCUGUAGGGUGGCUGUGCUGUGUCACGCUGACCGACAACGACAUCAACGACGUGCCGUUGGGACUGAGGUGUGCAAUCCCAGCUUCUUUAGUUUACAGGGAUUUUUUUUUUUUAUUUUUCCUAGUUGGAGAGGAGCACCUGGUGCAGGUUUGGGGGGUGGUGUCCGGCACUCGCUGACAGUGGGAAGGGGCUGCCUGGUUCCACCUCAGGCCAGACUCUCCCAUCGAGGGCGUCGGGUCCUCUGGCUGCGCCAUCGCAGUGAGAACCACAAAGCUGUUUUGGUUGUUGUAAGCAUGGAAGUGUUUGACAUUUGCAUAUCAUGAAGUUAUUAAUGUAGACUAAACCGGUUUCUUUUA
Messenger RNA from Neopelma chrysocephalum (saffron-crested tyrant-manakin), 1271 nucleotides. RefSeq names its product GTP-binding protein SAR1a-like. The transcript has 3 exons. NCBI's taxonomy places the organism in Eukaryota, Metazoa, Chordata, Aves, Passeriformes, Pipridae. Gene Ontology annotation, cellular component: endoplasmic reticulum exit site; COPII vesicle coat. Gene Ontology annotation, biological process: intracellular protein transport; endoplasmic reticulum to Golgi vesicle-mediated transport; vesicle organization. Bases 2 to 385 code for a protein of 127 amino acids. The record is from RefSeq and is a predicted model, not a curated record. Gene Ontology annotation, molecular function: GTP binding; GTPase activity.